Acanthaster planci (crown-of-thorns starfish) is the source of this 1835-nucleotide messenger RNA. RefSeq names its product transcription factor B1, mitochondrial (gene tfb1m). Gene Ontology annotation, cellular component: mitochondrial matrix. Gene Ontology annotation, molecular function: mitochondrial transcription factor activity; rRNA (adenine-N6,N6-)-dimethyltransferase activity. Gene Ontology annotation, biological process: rRNA methylation; transcription initiation at mitochondrial promoter. NCBI's taxonomy places the organism in Eukaryota, Metazoa, Echinodermata, Asteroidea, Valvatida, Acanthasteridae. The record is from RefSeq and is a predicted model, not a curated record.
ACCAUGUGGGUAGUAGUUGUGCGUUGUGGGUGUUUUGACAUUUUUGUGACUAUUUUUGCAGCAACUUUUUUAGUAUUCGUUACAGCCCAGUGUUACAAACAAUAUUUUAACUUCACGAAGAAAGCUGAAAGAAUUCUGUCGUUGUAUCUGAUGAUAGCUUUGUAAAGGGGAAGGGGUCGUUUCGAGGCGGAUGAAAGCAUGGCCAAUCUUCGCUUACCACCCCUUCCAACGAUUCGCGACAUCAUUCGCCUGUACGGACUGAGGGCGGAGCGGCAGCUGUCUCAGAAUUUCCUGUUGGGCAUGAACUUGACGGAUAAAAUUGUUCGGCAAGCAGGCAAGCUGGCUGGUGCCCAUGUGUGUGAAGUGGGACCAGGCCCUGGGGGCAUCACAAGGUCCAUACUCAACCAAGGUGCUGCCAGCCUGACGGUUGUGGAGAAAGAUCGUCGCUUCCUCCCGAGUCUUGAAAUGCUUUCUGAGGCAGCAGAGGAAAGGUUAAAGGUCAUCCAUGGGGAUAUCUUAAAAUUCAACAUGGAGGAGGUCUUUCCUGAAAACUUGAAGAAAGCGUGGCAUGAAGAUCCUCCUAAUUUCCACAUCAUUGGUAAUCUCCCAUUCAACGUGUCAACGCCGCUGAUAAUCCGCUGGCUGGAAGCUCUGUCCAAUCGCAGAGGGCCUUUUGUCUUUGGUCGGACCCGUAUGCUGCUGACCUUUCAGAAGGAAGUCGCUGAGAGGUUGGUCGCACCUGUGAAAGACCUCCAGCGGAGCCGUCUUUCCAUCAUGGCUCAGCAUCUGUGUAAAGUCAAGCACUGCUUCACCAUACCCGGCACGGCUUUUGUACCCAAACCAGACGUGGAUGUGGGCGUGGUCCACUUUACGCCCUUGGAGGAGCCGCUCAUCGACCUGCCGUUCAAGCUGGUCGAGAAAUUGGUCCGUUCAGUCUUCCAUUUCAGAAGAAAGUACUGCAGACGAGGAAUUGAAAGUCUCUUUCCUUUGGAGAGGCCUGACCUGACAGAAGAGAUUUUCUGGAAGACGGCGAUUGACCCAAUGAGACGGCCCAUGACUUUAACAAUGGAGGAGUUCAACCUCCUUUGCCAAGCCUACUACAAUAUUUGCCUCCGGAUUCCUGGGAUGAUAGAUUACAACUACAGGUAGCAUUCAGGGGAAGGGGGCGGGAGAUGGGAAGGGGCGGGGAUUAAAGUGGGCGAUUAAUUGAAGACUGUUGUUAUCCUUUGUCUGGUACCAUGAGAUCUUGACAGUUAUCGUAACAUUGAUAUGCUGAAAAGCUGAAGUGACCAGUCUGUUUUUCUGGCUCACUAGAUAUAUCUUGCAGGAAAAAUUGUGAAACUUCGGAAAUUAGCAUUUGGCUGGUUACCAGCCGAAUACAGCAUGUGAUGUUAUUGUACAUGUACAUUGACUGGUAAUAUCAUUAUCCUAUGAAUAUUCAUUGUCUUAUGAUUAUAGAUGAUUCAUUAAUAAUAAAACCCUGGAAAUCGACCUCAGUUAAAUACUUUAAAAAAUCACAGGAGGUGUUAACUUCCAACUUCAUGUUGAAUGACUGGGCAUAUUUAUAAGCAGUAGAAAUUUAUUCUCAAAUUGCACGAAAAUCGUUAGCUUUAUAUAAACACACACAAAACACUUUGUAACCUUUGACAGGACAUUCGCAAUGAAUAUUUUGAAUUUGAAUAAUAUGGGGGAAAUUUAACAAGCCCUAGAGAAAUUCUCUGUUUUAGCUGUUUCCUAUCUCUAAGCCUAAAGAUUAGUAACAGUCCCUAAGGUGGCUAGUACAUUCUUAGUGCCUCUGCUUUCAAAAAUUAACAAAUAAACAAUCUUCAAAAUGA